This is a messenger RNA of Syngnathus acus (greater pipefish), 2349 nucleotides long. Its product is annotated as ras-related protein Rab-8A. The transcript is spliced from 8 exons. Lineage: Eukaryota; Metazoa; Chordata; Actinopteri; Syngnathiformes; Syngnathidae. The record is from RefSeq and is a predicted model, not a curated record. Gene Ontology annotation, biological process: protein localization to plasma membrane; neurotransmitter receptor transport to postsynaptic membrane; protein secretion. The coding region runs from base 56 to 676 and encodes 206 amino acids. Gene Ontology annotation, molecular function: GTP binding; GTPase activity. Gene Ontology annotation, cellular component: endosome; dendritic spine; synaptic vesicle.
CCGAUGACGUCAAAACAGGCGGGAUAUCCGCAGCGGUGAAGCUCUAGUUAAUAACAUGGCGAAGACUUACGACUACUUGUUCAAACUACUUUUAAUCGGCGACUCCGGGGUGGGGAAGACGUGCGUGCUGUUUAGGUUCUCAGAGGACGCCUUCAACUCGACGUUCAUCUCCACCAUAGGUAUUGACUUCAAGAUCAGAACAAUAGAACUAGACGGGAAGAAGAUCAAGCUACAGAUAUGGGAUACAGCAGGCCAGGAGAGAUUCAGGACCAUCACAACAGCCUAUUACAGAGGAGCCAUGGGCAUCAUGCUAGUAUACGACAUCACCAACGAGAAGUCCUUUGACAACAUUAAGAACUGGAUACGAAACAUAGAGGAGCAUGCCUCUGCAGACGUCGAGAGGAUGGUCCUCGGCAACAAAUGUGACGUAAAUGACAAGCGACAGGUGUCGAAAGAAAAGGGAGAGAAGCUGGCUUUGGAAUACGGCAUCAAGUUCAUGGAGACCAGCGCAAAGGCCAACAUCAACGUGGAGAACGCCUUCUUAUCCCUCGCCCGAGAUAUCAAAGCAAAAAUGGACAAGAAGCUGGAGGGCAACAACCCCCAAGGCAGCAACCAAGGAGUGAAGAUCACAGAGCAGCCCAAGAAGAGCAACUUCUUCCGCUGCUCGCUGCUGUGAACCUCCGUCGGCAUCCACCAUCGAUCGCCUUAACUUUUGUCCUUCCCCUCCGCUGGACAGAACUGGACAGAGCCGGAUCUCUCCUUUCAAACGUACUCGUAACGCGUCUUCCUUUUUUUUCGCUCGGCUGUCUUCACCACCCAGCGUGGCUUUAUAGCAACCAGUCUUCCCGUGACUCCUGUGAAUUGAACAACGGUGGCCUGUUACAUGCGUGCUGACGCCAAUAUGUCUUGUACCAGAGUGCUACCUCCAUAGAUUUUAUUGACUUUUAAAUAACACCCCCCAUCACCACCCCCGCCACCAUUUUUUAAGCUUUUUUUGAAUAUCCCCACCCAGGCCAACUAAUUGACCCCCUUUUUUUUUUUUUAUAUUGAAAUGAUUUUUGCUGUUUUGGAAGCUGACUGGGCAUUCUUCAUUCCCCACAUUCAGAGACGGCACCAUGUAAAUGCGUCUCUGUUCACAACUUCACAUUUAGAUUCAAUUAGCCGUUAAAGUCAAGGUUCCACAAUUAGCUCCCACCCACACCACCACCUUAUGAAACAUAUUACUCGUCACGUAAACACUGGGCCUUAUAUUUACCCCCACCAAGCUGAGACCUUUCUUUUUGUGAACACUUGGGUGCGCAGUGUGUUGUCAUUUGAGGCCAGUCGGGCUUGACUCACUGACAAUGUUUAUAUUCAAGGCACAAAGAUGGCUGACGCUCUGAUGUAUGCAGUCACCCCCCCCCCCCCCCCCCCUAAAGGAAACCGUGUUAUAGCAGCACAAAGACGCAACAAUUUAAAAUCUUUUUUUUAUGCAUUUCUACUUCUUCCAGUGUCUAGUUUCCAGUGGGGAAUCACGUACACGACUGUUUUGAGGGCCUUGGAUGGGGGCUGAGCUGUAGCAGUAUUUAUGGAGCGGAAAAAAACAAAAACAAAAAAAAAAACAGAACAGAGCACCAAAAUGACAAAGUGCCCUUUUAUGUUCUUAUUCAUCAUGCACUUUUCCCCUCCUUCUCUGUUCUUAUGUACAAAAGACAAAAAUAUCAUUAUUGGAUCUGUUGUUUCUUCACGUUUGUUGACUGUAUUUGUUGCAAGUCUUAGCUGAAAGCGAACCUAUUCAUGCACAAGCACACCCGAGCACUGAAAUGCGUUUUAGGAAAAAAUGAAGAUGGCCAAUGUGUGAAGGCGCGCGUGCGCUUUUCCCAGUUAGUGAAUUUCAAAUGUUUCCAGCUAUGUGGACAUUUGAUUUCGUCCUACGCUCGUUAUGUCUUAGCACAGCCAUCUGAACUAUGCAUUCCGGGUGCAUACGAACCUCAAAAGAGCUUUAUUUGAGAAAUGUGCAGAGUAUAUUUGCUAUUUUAUUGUCUUGCUGUCACUCCAAAUUCAUAUCGUAUGUGAAAAUAUAGAAAAUAGUUGAUUCAAAAUGACCUCUCUGAUUCUCUACCUGUGGAUUUAAAUCUCAAGUUUGCGUGAUUAUAAAAAAAAAGAUUCAAUUUGGGCAGUUGUAAAAAAACAAAAAAAUCUUUCCCCAACCUGAAUUUACAUUUCAUUGUGUGAGGAAGUCCUGACAUAAUUCAGAAAUUGUAAAUAAGAUCUACGAUUGUACUGUAAUUUCAUUUAUCUGAUUGGUCUACAUAUCUUCUGUAGAUAAAGUGUACUUUGGAUGAUUUAUUAAAAGAUGGGAUUGAAAAC